Cicer arietinum (chickpea) is the source of this 2097-nucleotide messenger RNA. Its product is annotated as serine carboxypeptidase-like 27. Gene Ontology annotation, molecular function: serine-type carboxypeptidase activity. Gene Ontology annotation, cellular component: vacuole. The record is from RefSeq and is a predicted model, not a curated record. NCBI's taxonomy places the organism in Eukaryota, Viridiplantae, Streptophyta, Magnoliopsida, Fabales, Fabaceae. Gene Ontology annotation, biological process: proteolysis.
GAUUGAGUGAAAAUACCAACUGCAUGGUUCCAAUUUGUUAACAACUCAUUAUUACAUACAUUUUUUGUACUUUUGUUUCUAAAUAAAUACCAACAUUGUUUUAAGCCUCUCACUUCCUCACUCUCUCUUUCUCACCCUCUUUCAGCUGCUUUUGUUUCCACUUGUUUCAAAGAUUAGAUCUUUUAGAUUUAUGUGAAACUCUAUUGGGAUGUGUGUUUCUAGAUUUGGUCUUUGAUUCUUUCUUCUUCUUCUUCUACUACCACUUCCAUUGGUUUUCUCAUUCAUUCUCUCUCAAAUGUUUUUUUUCUUUCAAUUAAGAACUUAAAAGAGUAGUAGGAAACCAAUAAAUAUUUAAUUUUUUUGCAAAAUUAUUGAUUUUGAUAAUAAUGGGUCAUUCAAUAUGCUAUGUAGUUUUACAUUUAUUGUCAAUUUUUUGUGUUGGAAUUUCUUUGGUUUCUGCUUCAAUGGAAGAUCAAAGGAGAGAUAAGAUUAAGUUGUUACCAGGACAGCCAAAGAAUGUUGGAUUUGAACAGUAUUCAGGCUAUGUGACAGUGAAUGAAGAGAAUGAAAGAGCAUUGUUUUAUUGGUUGAUUGAAUCACCAAUGAAUCGUGGACCUAACUUAAGGCCAUUAGUUUUAUGGCUUAAUGGUGGUCCUGGUUGUUCUUCUAUUGCUUAUGGUGCUUCUGAAGAAAUUGGCCCUUUUCAUAUUAGGCCUGAUGGAAAAUCACUUUACUUGAAUCCUUAUGCUUGGAAUAAUUUGGCAAAUAUAUUGUUCCUUGAUUCUCCUGCUGGUGUUGGCUUUUCUUAUUGUAAUAAAACAACAGAUCUGUACACAUUUGGUGACCAGAAAACAGCUGAGGAUGCAUAUGUUUUUCUCGUUAAUUGGUUUGAAAGAUUUCCUCAGUAUAAGCAUAGAGAAUUCUACAUUGCUGGGGAAAGUUAUGCAGGUCAUUAUGUUCCUCAGUUGGCUCAAAUUGUUUAUCAGAGAAAUAAGGGAAUCAAUAAUCCAGUUAUAAAUUUUAAGGGAUUUAUGGUUGGAAAUGGUGUUACUGAUGAUUAUCAUGAUUAUGUUGGAACAUUUGAGUACUGGUGGACACAUGGUUUGAUUUCAGAUUCCACAUAUAGGAUUCUAAGAAUUGCUUGUGACUUUGGAUCUUCCCAGCAUCCAUCAGUCCAAUGCAUGACUGCUCUUAGAGUUGCGGUCGCGGAGCAAGGAAACAUCGAUCCAUAUAGCAUUUAUACACCACCUUGUAACGAUACAGCAUCACUCAGACGUGGCUUGAACGGUCGUUAUCCAUGGAUGUCAAGAGCAUAUGAUCCCUGUACUGAAAGGUAUUCUGAUUUGUAUUUCAAUCGUCCAGAAGUUCAGAAGGCACUUCAUGCCAAUGUAACUGGGAUUUCUUAUCCAUGGAAGACAUGCAGUGAUAUUGUUGGGAAUUAUUGGACUGAUUCUCCACUGUCCAUGCUUCCUAUAUAUCAAGAACUUAUUAAUGCUAGUCUUCGGAUAUGGGUAUACAGUGGAGACACUGAUGCUGUAGUCCCGUUGACUGCCACGCGACAUUCAAUCGAUGCAUUGAAGCUACCAACCAUCAUCAACUGGUACCCUUGGUAUGAUAGUGGCAAGGUUGGUGGAUGGAGUCAAGUUUAUAAAGGACUCACAUUUGUUACAGUAAGAGGUGCCGGCCAUGAAGUUCCUCUUCAUAGGCCUCGCGAAUCGUUCAUUCUUUUUAGAUCAUUCUUGGAGAACAAGUACAUGCCAUCAUCAAGUUCAUGAUCAUACAAGUAUAGUACAGUAUAAAAAGUAGUAACUUACAUUCUUAAGAAUAAUAGUUACAAUUCAUAUACACGAAACACAGGUUGAGACAGAAUAAAGGAAUGCAUUUCUCAUGAGUUCCAUCUUGCCUCUCUCUGCAUGGAAAUUAAAAUUUGAUAAAUGUACCAAUAUAGUAGUCAGUUUUUCUAUUUUUAUUUGUUAUUGAAAAUGUGAUUAUUUUUAUGACAGUUUUAUUCUUUAUAUAUAGUUUCACUAUGCAAGAUUAAUGUGAUAUCUUGUGUAAAACUGUUCUCAUAAAUGAAAAGUUUAAACUUUGCAUUUA